UUUUUCACACAACAUUGAAUUUGACUCUCAUCGGUGGGUGAACAACACAAUAACUUAUUAUUAAACUUUUUUCUUCUUCUAAUCUCGGCAGACAUACUGCUGCCCAGCCGGCAUUUGACAUUACGAGUUAUGAACAAUCCACCAGGGUUGCACAGAAAAAUGUUGUUGUUGGGCAAAUGACCCUAUAUUAUAAGUUCUUGUACCAUGUAUUUCGCCAUGGAUUACUAUCAAACUUCAGCGACUAUUCCGUUAGCAGAACAGAAUACCAACCCUUACCCUGUGAUAAUAGGUCUUCUUUGGCGUCUGACUGUUACCAUAGCUUCGAUGGCACGUUGUCAUUAUGUCAAAUGUCAAUCAGUAUUUUUGUUUACAUUUGGGUUUUGUUGUAUAAAUAGUAAAGGGGUCGUAGGAAGAGAGGAGAAAGCCUAAUGUUCUAUCCAUAUUCAUAAGUAGUGAUCAAUUCUUUUAACAAUUGGAAGUUUGUUGAACUUUGUUACUACAACAAGCCAAAGAAGAAAGCAAGUCACAACCUAUUGACUCUGAAACUAAAUCUAAGCAUGCGAAAUAUGAAAACCCUUAGGCGACUCGAAUUGAUUACUUCGUUGUUAUGUAUGAUUGCCUAAGUUGGAAUUAAUUAGAAGAAUUGCUUAGCUAAAACGGCAUACGUGUAAACUCCGCGAGAGACUUCGAAAUUCAAAAACGAUUGUCCAAGAGAAAUAAUAAAACAUGUCUAAUCGGGUGCCCGACAUAAUCAUAUGCGGGUUUUUUAUUCUAACCCUUUUGGUUAUACAUUUCUUUUCGGAUAUAUUGAGAACGGCACUAGGUGGUGACUAUGAUUCACACACAACCUUAUCGCAACUUGUGGACGCACAAGCUAAGGAGUACUCAUGGAUUCUUAAACUAUUAGUUAAUUGUUUUGGAUAUAGCUGUGUAUUUGUACCUGCAUAUCUAAUUUACAAGUAUGUUCAACGCACAAACUAUUUGGAACGGGGAGAUAAAACCUAUAUACACAAGGCGGUCUGUAUGUGUAUUAAUGGAAGUACUGGUUUGGACGUGGAGCGUGACGAGCCUUUACAGAAACCUGAUGUUACGUUAGUGGCUGGCCCACCAACACAAAAAUGUGCAGCACCAAAGCGCUCCAACUCGCACGAGGCCAUGCUACUUAUUUGGUGUUUUUCGGGUCUCAUGGUGUCUUAUUUGACUUGGGGUUUGCUGCAGGAAAAGAUAAUGACCCAAAAAUAUUACAAUUUCGAAGGUGUGCAGUCAAAUUUUAAAGAUUCCCAAUUCUUGGUGUUCUCCAACCGCAUUCUAGCAUUCAUUGUGGCAGUUCUUGUGCUGCAAUACAAAAAACCCGUGACACGACACAAAGCACCACUUUAUAAAUACUCAUUUGCCUCAUUUUCGAAUAUUAUGAGCGCUUGGUUUCAGUACGAGGCCUUGAAAUUUGUCAAUUUCCCCACGCAAGUGUUGGCAAAGUCGUGCAAAAUUAUACCCGUCAUGUUAAUGGGUAAAAUACUCUCAAAGAAUAAGUAUCAGUGCUAUGAAUACUUUACAGCUGUCCUUAUCUCAUUGGGAAUGAUGUUUUUCAUGAUGGGUUCCGCAAACAGCAGUAAAUCAAGUGGCGUUACGACAAUAACCGGUGUAGUCCUUCUGGCCAUGUACAUGAUUUUUGAUAGCUUCACUGCUAACUGGCAAGGAGAUCUUUUUAAGGCAUAUGCGAUGUCUCCAUUACAGAUGAUGUGUGGAGUUAAUUUGUUUUCUACCAUAUUUACGGCGGCAUCCUUAAGUGUGCAAGGCGGAUUUAUGGACUCACUAUCAUUUGCAACAGAUCACCCCAAGUUUGUUUUUGACAUUGUUGUAUUGUCAAUUAGUUCAGCAGUGGGCCAAUUAUUCAUUUUCUAUACCAUUUCGGUUUUUGGACCAGUUGUGUUUACCAUCAUAAUGACGUUACGACAGGCGGCAGCUAUAUUACUUUCGUGUCUCAUCUAUCAUCAUAGUAUCUCAAUUCUGGGAAUUCUCGGAGUAAUGGUUGUAUUCCUGGCUAUUUUUAUACGAGUGUAUUGCAACCAAAGAAUGAAAGCGAUGCGACAGCGUGCGGAGGCUCUUAAACCAAAAAUGGCAGUGUAGCCCUUGUGAUGCGUUAUUUUAGUUAUAAAUAUCAAUUACUCGCUCAAGUUAGGUGCUAAGACGAUUUUAAUUACUUAAUUGAAUGAAACAUAAAUAUUCAUUAAAUCUUAUAUGGAAAUAUCAA
This is a messenger RNA of Stomoxys calcitrans (stable fly), 2251 nucleotides long. It is a transcript of the gene sll, whose product is annotated as adenosine 3'-phospho 5'-phosphosulfate transporter 1. Gene Ontology annotation, cellular component: Golgi membrane; endoplasmic reticulum membrane. The record is from RefSeq and is a predicted model, not a curated record. Gene Ontology annotation, molecular function: 3'-phosphoadenosine 5'-phosphosulfate transmembrane transporter activity. The transcript has 5 exons. Bases 727 to 2127 code for a protein of 466 amino acids. Lineage: Eukaryota; Metazoa; Arthropoda; Insecta; Diptera; Muscidae. Gene Ontology annotation, biological process: transmembrane transport.